Messenger RNA from Amoebophrya sp. A25, 420 nucleotides. Lineage: Eukaryota; Dinophyceae; Syndiniales; Amoebophryaceae. The record is from the annotation of a GenBank genome assembly.
GAAGGAGUGGAGUAACGCCCCUCUUUGCUGCUGCUGCAGAGCUAACGGCCAAGGACGCUGGGCGAGAGAAGCGGCCGCAGGCCAGUGGGGAGUGCCCAAUAUGCGACUGGAUACUUGGCGAAGGCGAUCGAAAUGCUCUCUUUUGAUGUACGCCUGUCGAGGAUUAUAGGGAGCGUGCGCUGAGACACCAUGUCAGGCAUGCUCACGCAAGGACCAAGUGGGACAAGACGGAGCACGCGGCAAAGAUCUUUCAGCUGGCCAGGGAAGAGCAGAGUGGAAGCGCAAGGAGGAGGAAAAGGAGGCUGCAAGCUGGGACCGGCUCCGGCUUCCGCAGGUUACUGUCGAGAGGACCAAAGAGGGCUAAGAAGUCAAGCUGUGGCGAGAGAAAACAGGGCAAAGAUGCUACUCAAGAUGAAUUAG